CAAAUUGCUGCGAGGAGCAAACUCGCAGUGAGCGGCUUCUCGUCUGGGUCGACGUCGAAAGCAGUCUGGGCUGGGCGAACUUAUCUGUGGGCAGUCGACAAGAAAAACAGCGACUUUGAGCUAUUUUGUUUAGUUUUGCUUUUCCAAUUGAGGAGGACGUCUUGAUAACUUUCGAGUCGCGUUGUCGUUCGAGACUUCGGAUUUGUUAGUGGACGUCCGCGGUGCGAGUAGGAUUGGAAGCUGCUCGGUUGACAUCUGCUCGCUGUUAGCAUGUUGCUAAGAUGGCUCUUGUAUUAACAACAACCGGGGUGACAUUUAAAUGUAAAUAUUUUAACGGUACCCCACUAUACGUUAUUGUCAACUUGACUAGUUUUUUUCCUGACGCUGCUGCGUUCGGUGGAUAUUAUUUUAAGCUUCUUAUUCGCUAAACCUCCCCCGGCUUCUUUACUCGUUGAAAAAAUGGGGACGUAAGAAUUUGGUGUUGAAUCCAAAUUCACUUCCAGUGGCAAUUAUUCGGGUGUUCGGUUGGACAACGUGAAGAUGCGAUUAGUCCUAUAACGUGUAGGUUUUUUUAUUAUUAUUAAUUGAAAAUAGGUAAAUAGUCUUUAUUUUUUUUAAAUUAAUCAUGGAGAUCGAGAUGCCGCUGCACCCGCUCACCCACCCGUCUGCCCUGGGCAUCUGCCCCGAGAUGCUGGAAGUGGCAGGGGAGGCCAUUCGCGCCGGAGAUUUCAACUUGGCCGCCGAGAUCUACAGCUCGCAGCUGGCCGAUCUCCAACAACCCGACCGGGGCUUGUGCCUACGCAAGGCCGAUUCGUUGGUGCGCGCCGGGCGAAUUUCUGAGGCGCUGGACUCGUACUGCGUGGCGGCCAGCUUGGGAAAGCUGCGGCCGGAGGAGCUGCCACUUCUAGUGGAGAGCAUUGCUCGGAGCCUCCGAGAGAAGGAACCGGGCCUCCGGAGCACUGCUGGCAGGGAUGAGGACGAAGACGCCGAUGGGGGAAGCGUUGAGGACGACCCCCUGGACUUGUUCUCGUGCGGUUUGUGCCGAUGCCUGCUCCACGAACCUUCCACAGUGGAGUGCGGACACACCUUCUGCAGGCGCUGCCUGGAGCCCGACUCCGUGACGGACUGUAUGCUCUGCAAGCGAGCCCUGGCCCGCAAGGACGACGGCCUGCCGAACGGCCGCCGGCUGGACGUGGUGCUCGGCGGCCUGCUUGAGAAACUCUUCUCCACCGAGAGCCGAGCACGCGGGCUGUGGAUCGACGGCGAGGUGCUCUGGCAAAACCGGAACCUGACGGAGGCCCUGCAGAAAUACGACGAGGCGGUGGCAUUAGCGCCAUCUUCUGGCCGCCUACUGUGCCAGCGGGCUGAACUGCACCUGGAGAUGAACAACGCCAGUCAGGCGGUGCAGGACGCCAGCAGCUUGUGCCGGAUCAAACCUCUCUGGCCAAAGGCUCACUACCUGAAGGCCACCGCACUCAGCAAUGCAUCGCGCAACGACGAGGCCCUGCAGGAGUACUUCCUGUGUGUGGCGCUCAAACCCAAAUGGACCAAAGUCAGACUGGAGGCUCAGAAGAUCCUGGCUGAGCUUUUCUCCUCCGUGUUUGAGAAGCAAGAUAUGCCCACGCCCCUGCACCCCCUCCAAGGUGGGGUGGCCUCACGCCCCAUCAAGCCCCCCGCACUGCUGAGAACCCUCAGGCCCCUUGCACAGAAGCCCACUUCAUCAUCAAAGGACUCUGACUUGAGUGUGACAAAAAGCACCUUGCCGGACGAGUCGUCUUCCAGACCGUGGGAGUCGAGCGCAGCGCCGGCAGCCGAUGGCAGCGGCACCAGCAGCAAGAGCCUGGCUGACAUCCUGGCCUCCGUACCGACGCCAACCGCUGGCCUUAAGAGGAAGCCUAGUGACGACGGGUUCUUCAGCCCUCCCUCCAAGCUGCUCAAGCGUGGCGACUCCAGCGAUGUCAAGCUGGCGCCGGUAUGCGGGGGCAGAGUGGUUCCCACCCACUUGUUGGACAGCGGCGACAUGGAGUGUUCACUCUGUAUGAGGCUGUUCUACGAGCCGGUGGCCACGCCCUGCGGACACACCUUCUGCCUCAAGUGUUUGGAGCGCUGCCUGGACCACAACCCCAACUGCCCUUUGUGCAAAGAGAACCUAUCUGAGUUUUUGUCCACCCGAGGCUACAACAAGACGUUGCUGAUGGAGGAGGUGCUGCAGCGCUACCUGGCCAGCGAGUUAGCGGAGAGGAAGAAGAUCCACGAGGAGGAGAUGAAGGAGCUCUCCAACCUGAACCAGGAAGUGCCCAUCUUCGUGUGCACCAUGGCCUUCCCCACCAUCCCGUGUCCGCUGCACGUGUUUGAGCCGCGCUACCGCCUGAUGAUCCGCCGCUCCAUGGAGACGGGCACCAAGCAGUUUGGCAUGUGCAUCGCCGACGAGCUCAAAGGCUUUGCCGACUACGGAUGCAUGCUGGAGGUCCAAGAUGUGAAGUUUUUCCCCGACGGACGCUCGGUGGUGGAGACCACCGGGGUGUCUCGCUUCAAAGUCUUAAGUCACGGCCAGAGAGACGGCUACCACACUGCCAAAAUUGAGUACCUUGAAGACAAAAAGGUGGAAGGUGAGGAGCUGGGCGAACUGCUGAAGUUGCACGACGCCGUCUACGAGCUGGCCAACAGCUGGUUCACGUCGCUCAAAGACGACAUGAAAACGCAGAUCGUCAGUCACUUUGGACACCUGCCCGGCAAAGUCCCGGACCCCCAGUCGAGCGGCAGCGGCCCGGCGUGGUGCUGGUGGCUUCUGGCCGUGCUUCCGCUGGAGAACCGGGCCCAGCUCACCAUCCUGUCCAUGAGCGUCUUGAAGGACCGGCUACUGGCCAUCCGAAAGGUCCUCAUCUUCGUCAUGCGCAAGAGGCCGCGGUGAGGACGGGCGGCCGCAACGGAGCCUCCGCAAUAUUUGUGGACAACCCAGUCAAUCGAGUCACUUUUAUUUUUUGUAUUUUUUUUUUAAUGUCAUUUGCGUGUUAUUGUCGUCCAAAUCCCGUUUGCCAAUGUGCCGCCACCGCCGCAGCUUCUUCCGUUUCAUACUGUAACUAUAUCCCAUAUAAAUAUUCUUUUCAGUUCCAAAUAGUCCUUACGUGGCUUUGUCUUCUGCUACUGGCCGUUUAGGCUGCAAACUAGCCUGGGGAACUAGCUAGCACAUGGUAUCUUCCGCAGCCCGUUUUGACAAGCUCAAGGCUACUUUGUGUGGUAGCUAAGGCAAUACUUGGUAUGAACCUCUUCGUUUAGGUCCUCUUUCGGUUUGAUUUAACCCACUGCCCGUUAAGGUGUAACUUGAGUCCAUUUACUGAAUAACUAUCGCUAUAUAAGAUAAGCACUCUUUUAUUGCAACUGUACAGACAAGAAUAACCUCGGAAUGUACAUAAUCGUCCUUGCUUGGCACAUCACAUAUCAGCGCUAGCUCUUGUUUUUCUCCAACGGUGGCGGUGGCGGGUAAUGCGUUUUGGCGCCCCCUUCCUCUCUUCUCUGGUGUUGCAGUUCUACUGUUGCUGCUUGAAUGUGAGUUGUCAGUGUUCAUGUAACACGGAGGCCUUUUUCUACAUCUUUGCGUGUGCGUGGUACAUUUACACACUGAGCGCGUGUGGCUGAAGCGUUUGCGAAAGACUUCCUGAAUGUGUUGGUAGCAGCAUUUAUUCAUUAUUAUUUUUGAAACUCGAGAACACUUAAAAACGUGUCACUUUUUGCACUCGCUUGCUGUUUGAUUGAUGCCUGGAAAUAAAAAUUGUUGGUUAUUUGAAGCUAAAAAAAAAAAAAGUACAGGCCAGUGUGGUUUUAAAUGACUAGAGAGAAUGUUCUGGUGAAAAAGGCUAAAUGUACCGUAGAUGUGCUUUUUCUUCUGUCCUUCCAAAUGUUUGUGAUCUCCUCCCUGUCUCUUUCAUGGGCGAGAUUCUCAACAUGCUGCAUUACCCUGCAAUUAUUUGUAAAGGGAGAUCUUGUACUUAUUUUUUAUUGCAAAUAAAUGAAACCAAAUCAA
This is a messenger RNA of Syngnathus acus (greater pipefish), 4021 nucleotides long. RefSeq names its product LON peptidase N-terminal domain and ring finger 2 (gene lonrf2). Bases 626 to 2911 code for a protein of 761 amino acids. NCBI's taxonomy places the organism in Eukaryota, Metazoa, Chordata, Actinopteri, Syngnathiformes, Syngnathidae. The transcript is spliced from 12 exons. Gene Ontology annotation, molecular function: protein binding. The record is from RefSeq and is a predicted model, not a curated record.